Messenger RNA from Fusarium graminearum PH-1, 2268 nucleotides. RefSeq lists its product as uncharacterized. Gene Ontology annotation, molecular function: DNA-binding transcription factor activity, RNA polymerase II-specific; zinc ion binding. The transcript is spliced from 5 exons. The record is from RefSeq and is a predicted model, not a curated record. Gene Ontology annotation, biological process: regulation of DNA-templated transcription. NCBI's taxonomy places the organism in Eukaryota, Fungi, Ascomycota, Sordariomycetes, Hypocreales, Nectriaceae. The coding region runs from base 1 to 2268 and encodes 755 amino acids.
AUGGCUCAAGACGACCAUGGGCAGAGUCACGGCGACUCUCCCAAUAAUCCUCCAGCUUCUUCUAUUCAGACAUCGAACUCUCCUUCUUUAGCUCCCAUUGUCGCAUCUGUCACCGCUCCCAUAACUCACGCCGCGAGCACCAGAUCCGUCAACACAGCUUCAGCUCCUUCCGACACGACUCUCCCGCCCAUCACCACGAUUGCCUCGGUGCCGUUCACAGCUGCGGAUCGCCCGACUGCCUCGACGACUGCUACUGUUCCCACCUCCGCACCCGUUCCCGCAGAGCCCGAACUCCCCGCCGUCUCUGCUUCUGCGCCGACUUCUAAGCCAGCUUCAGCUCCUGCUGCCUCUACCGCUCUGCCCGCGGUCGCUCAACAGAACGGCGACAGCAGGGCUUCCGAGGCUGCCUCAACAACACCUGCGUCUAAUUCGGAAAUGUCUAACCAACAUCCGGGAAUGCCUCAUGGGCAGCAUGUUAGCUACCAGGGGUCUUCGACUCAUUAUGCGCCAUCGGUCGGUGUAACAACUGCUCAAUAUGGCUCUUAUCCUGCGGUGACGAGUCAACCAGCCGAGGCGUACCGACCCAAUCCCAUGCCUAUCGGUAGCAACAUGUCCCUGCCUAGUAUGAGGACAAUCGAGAACCCACAUGGACCUUCUGUGUCGAGUCCACAGGGCAUGCCGAUGAGCAUGCCCAUGGCCCAAGUGCCAGGCGGUGUACCAUACUAUCAGCAUCAGGGUAUGCCCAUGGCUCCAGGCUACGGGCUUUCUGAUCCUAUGGCUCGUUACGCUAUCCCACAUGAUCCGCGGCUUAUGGGCCACAGGGGACCAAAGAAGAAAACGCCGAAUCAAGAUUUCUCGUUUGGCAGAAGCUACAAGCGAAGCGAGCAAGACUCAGGUUCACGUAGUGCUGCGCAGCUCCUGAUUUCCCUGUGCGACGAGACACACCCGACUUGCAAUAACUGCAAGAAGUCAAAGCGCGAGUGUUUGGGUUACGACCCUAUCUUUCGGCAGCAAGCGGGCGGUCAGCCUUCUAACAUCCAACCGGCGCCAAGCCAGAGGACUCCUCCUACAAUCCCAAGCUCCGUGCCUUCGAGUGUUCCUUCUUCUAUAGCGCCCAACCCUGUCCUCACCGCUCGACCUACAAACUCAUACGGAAGCCAGCCGUCGAUGCUUCCCAGCUCGUACGCUACAGCUCACGCAACAACUGCAAGCCCCAACCCAUCUCUCAACUCGCUUAGCUACGAUUCCAGCUUCUCCAACGUAGCCUCUCCUCCCGUCAAGUCUGAGCCAACAUACGAGUACUCGGCCGCCGCAAUCGACCCAGCCCUUCACAAUCCCGAAAGCUCCAGAGCGGUUGAGCAAAGGCCUCUUGCUGACAACCAAAACUUAAGAGCCAACAAAAUGAGUAUCGAUGAGAUUAUCAAACUCUUGGGCCAUGUUCCGCCGCCCCAAGCUGGCCAUCAUACUGAAGAAAUGCUCAAGGAAAUCAACAAGGUCUACCACGAGAUGUACGCACCUGGGCUUGGUUCUUUCUUCGAAUCGACGUGGUACUUUUUUACGGAGAAUGGAAAGAUGUCACUUCCUCGCAACCCUCGCUUGGUGGACCUACUAGGACACUUUCUCAAAACCCUGGAGGCUGUCCGGGUCAAUGAUCAUUCGCAAAUGGCUUAUUCGGGUAUUCUUGAGACGCGCCUAGUAUGGGAGCUUGCACAAUCAGUCUACGACAUCCCCACCAACACUCCUGUUGUCCCUCAUGCGGGUCUGCCAGCUGAAAGCGAUGCCAAUGAGGCCAAAAACCGCGUUCGAGUUGUUGAUGCCCUGCUGUGUGGAGAAUACAUGGACCACAAUCCUCUUUGUCCACCUCAGCGUGAUCCUGGCAAUCCUCGCGCACGACAAUUCGAUUUCUGGUAUAGCCUGGCUGAGUUUGUACGAAAGCGCGACGAUCCUACUGGUCAGCCUGCGGUCAGGAUGAGGGAGGAGAUGCUUGCGAGAAUGCGCUACCUGCUCGAUGGUCGCGAGAACCGCGAUGUCCUCUACUCCAUUGCUGUUGUUCGGGAACUUUCACCCCACUUCGAUUCUACGUAUAGCAACAACGCUUCCCAGCACGUUGACGAGACUGACCCCAAGAAUAAGCUUGCGGUUGCAUCCAAGUUUAUCUACGACGAGUCACAAGUGUCAGGAGGUACAACAAACGUGGUUCGCCGGUUCUGCGACAUCGCACAUAGAGCAUUCGUCAAUCCAGGUGUCAAUAUCGCUCGGAGAAGCUAA